This is a messenger RNA of Fragaria vesca subsp. vesca, 898 nucleotides long. RefSeq lists its product as uncharacterized. Bases 35 to 898 code for a protein of 287 amino acids. The record is from RefSeq and is a predicted model, not a curated record. NCBI's taxonomy places the organism in Eukaryota, Viridiplantae, Streptophyta, Magnoliopsida, Rosales, Rosaceae. The transcript is spliced from 2 exons.
CAGAUCGACAAGUAUUCACAAAGAGCACAAGAGAAUGAUGGCCAAGAUGUCAACUCUAAUUGGGAUGUUUCUGGUGCAAUGGCUUGCAAUUUCGGUCCGCACUUUGGCUGCCGGGAAUGAGAAUAGCGCUGAUAGCGGUGGCAGCAGCAGGCCACCAACUGAGGAGGAGCUCGGAGCGUGGUUGAAUGUUCUAAAAGGAGCCGAGUUCGCCAUCCAAAAUGAUAAAUACCAAACAGCUUUGGCUAUGGUUUCAGGAGUUGCUGCUAGGUUAAAGGCUACCGUCAUGUCUGACCAGAAGGGACAAGACGAGUUGUCAAAGCUGCUGACAGAAAUUGAGCAUGCACUGAAGGAAAAUGAUAAAGACAAAGCCAUAAUGUUCACUGACGCAGUCGGAAGGAACUUCGAACAUCAACAUGGACAAACGCGAGCCAGAAAGCAAAGGCACUUGCAUGAAAAUGCAGACCCUCACCCAAACCCUCACCCAGACCCUCACGCAAACCCUCACCCAGACCCAGACCCUCACCCAAACCCUCACCCAAACCCUCACCCAGACCCUCACCCAAAUCCUCACCCAGACCCUAACGUGCACGACGCGCAACACGAUACCGUAGAUACCUACGGAGACAGGCAGAUGGUAUCGAACCGUUUGCAAGAAGUCUUCCUGGCUAUUAACGAAAAUCAAUUGGACAGAGCUAGACAUCUUCUUCGCGGUUUUUACCGUCUUCUUAGAGAUAACAGAGAUUUGGUUAGUAACGAAAAUGCAGUAAUGUUUCUUCAUGCCAUUCACCAAGCUGAGCAGCAUGUUAGAGAAGGUUCUGUAUCACAAGCUACACAGGCUCUCGAAGGAGCUGCAUCUGCUCUUGGAACUGUUACUCAGCUACAAGAAGGUGAAGUUUAA